AUGGGCGCUGAUUCGCAAGCUCCGCUCCGCUGGGGUUUCAUUGGUUGUGGCAAGAUUGCCAAUGACUUUGUCAAUGCCUUGAAAGGGAUGGCCGGCGAGACCGCGAGGCUUUCGGCUUGUGCUGCUCGAUUGCUUGAAAGUGCAGACCGAUUUGCCAAGACUCACGGAUUUGCUCAUGCCUACGGAUCAUACGAAGAGCUGUGUGAAGACCGCGACGUUGACGUGGUAUACAUUGCCACGAUUCACCUGAUGCACUUCGAUCACAUUUCGCUUGCUCUAAAUCACGGCAAGCACGUGCUGGUGGAGAAACCCAUGACAAUGAAUGCGAAGCAGACGACGUCCGUUGUCGAACUGGCCAAAAAAAAGAAUCUUUUCCUCAUGGAAGGUGUGUGGACUCGUUGCUUUCCUUUCCUGAAAUACGUGCGCCAGUUGAUAUCUGACGGAAACAUUGGCGACGUCCACCACGUUCACGGAGAUAUUAACAUUCCGUUCGUGAAUCCCAUGUCGAACUUUCGCAGCUCUUUGGGUGAUGGCGCACUUCUCGGCAUCGGGAUAUACCCCUUGUCAUUCGUGACGAUGGUGUUCGGUACGAAGCCACUGAAGAUCACUACCACCGGCAAAACCAGUUCGGGUGGGGAGGAUAUAUACGGUUCGGCAACUCUCGAAUACAGUGGCACCCGAGUUGGCACCAUCAAUUUCACAGCUUUGGCAAAUCUGGGCAACACUGUCACGAAUCGUGACACACGAUCACGGGUAGCAAAGGCAGGAUUCGCAUCCCCGAGCCUGCUCAUUGCGCCAUGGAGGUCGGCAGAGGCUACGUACACAGUCUGA
Messenger RNA from Phytophthora infestans T30-4, 831 nucleotides. Its product is annotated as trans-1,2-dihydrobenzene-1,2-diol dehydrogenase, putative. Bases 1 to 831 code for a protein of 276 amino acids. The transcript is spliced from 3 exons. Gene Ontology annotation, molecular function: nucleotide binding. The record is from RefSeq and is a predicted model, not a curated record. Lineage: Eukaryota; Oomycota; Peronosporomycetes; Peronosporales; Peronosporaceae.